UCAAGCUCGAGCAGACGCGCGCGCACUUACAGUCUGGAUCACAGUUAGAGAGAGAGAGCGAGAGAGAGAGAAAGAGAAAAGAAGAAGAAAGACGAUAAGAGACUCGACGCGAAUAAAAUAUAUAUUAAUAUAUAUAAAGGCAAGAGGAGAAGAUGAAAUCCGGCUACCAGCUGCUCAGCCUGCUGUUCGUGUUCAGCAGCUUGCGCGUGGACGAGCUGGAGGCUUGCUCGUGCGCGCUCACGCACCCGCAGGACGCCUUCUGCAACUCGGAUAUCGUGAUCCGAGCCAAAGUGGUGGGGAAGAAGUUGCUGAAAGAUGGCCCGUUUGGCACCAUGCGCUACACAGUCAAGCAGAUGAAGAUGUACAAAGGAUUCAACAAAAUUCAGCACGUCCAGCACGUUUACACGGACGCGUCAGAGAGUCUGUGCGGAGUCAAGUUUGACAUUAACAAGUACCAGUACUUGAUCACAGGGCGCGUGUACGACGGAAAGGUUUACACGGGGCUCUGCAACUUCAACGAGAGGUGGGAACGCCUGUCCCUCGCUCAGAAAAAAGGAAUGAACCAUCGUUACCAGCUGGGAUGCAACUGCAGGAUUAAGCCCUGCCACUACUUGCCCUGCUUCGUGACCUCGAAGCACGAGUGCCUGUGGACGGACAUGUUGUCGUACUUCGGCUAUCCGGGCUACCAGUCACGGAACUACGCUUGCAUCCAGCAGAAAGAGGGCUACUGCAGCUGGUACCGAGGCAUGACAUCUCGUGACAAAACCAACCUGAACACCACGGAUCCCUAAAAUACUGGGUUUUUUUGUAAUUUUUUUUUUAAAAUCCUUUUUCUCCCCUCAAUACACAUCAAAGCAAUCAUUGUUUAUUUUUUUUCCCCAAAAAAACGUUUUCCUUCCUUGUUUUAGGGAUACGGAAAUAAUUCAGAUCGUGCCGAAUGACAAUUUUAUUGCCUGUGGUAGCACUUUAUAGGUGAACCGUACCUGUGUUUGAAUUCAUACUAGUUGCAUAUUUGACGCUGUGGCCCAGUCGUCCACGGAGACGCACACCGAGCAGUUAAAGAUCUCAAAGGACGCGUCAAAGUGGGAGAGACAAGAAAUAAACCAGGGUAAAAACAAUCGUAAUAGUUCGUCAUUACAAUUUGGGACAUAAGUACAGCCAAAAGUCUGACAGAGAGAAACGUCCUAUAAAUCAUAUCAGUAUGUAUUUGUGUACUGGCAUGAUGAUGGACUCUUUGUAUCUAUUACUACAGGUAUGUUCAACUCCAUAUUGCCUUCUUAGACCAUGACACUUUCAAUAUUCAGAUUAAAACAGUUCAAUUAAUUGUAAUUUAAUUCCUUCAGUAUUUCUUGCCUCCCCCUUUUAGUUUCCUUCGAGAAUGCACUUAACAAGCUUUCUUAGCUGCUGCCUUUGUAUAAUCGAUCGAAACAUUUGGACACUUCCUUCACGCCGAUCUAAAGCAAUAAGUGUUACUGUGAAAAGGGUUGGGUGCCAAACACAGCAUCACUUAACACAGCAGGUGUAGAGACCGUACACCUACAUGAUAUACUGUACAGUAUAUCAUGCUUACUGUUCAAUACAUGAUUCUGAUCCAAUAAUUUAUAAAAGCAAUACCGGUCCUCAUUCAGAAGUGUUAUUUUUUUUAUUAUUUAGAACGAAUAUGAAUAACUGUAUAGAUCCACCAUGUAUGCUGUAUAAUAUCUAUUUAUACUGUAAGUGGUCCUUUUUGCCUGCCUCCUGCUUCAUGCUGUAGUUGUACAACUUUCCUAAUAUAAUCUUCUGCAUUCAAAGUAUUUUUUUUUUCGUUCGUUUGAAUAGUCAUAAUUAAUAACAGAGUAAUAAUGUAUAUUUUUUCAAAUCAACAAGAAAAAAAAAAAAGAAAGAAAGAAAGCGCAUAGAACACUUUGGUGGGGAACAGUUGUUUUGUUUGUUUUGUUGUUCUUGAACAGAGCUUUUAGUUUAUUUUUUAUUUGUUUUUCUCGCUCUUUAUGGUAUAAGCUAAGAAAUGAUGACCUGACUAAAACCUCUGUUGUUGUUGUUGCGUUUUGUGAAUGUUGAAUUAAAUCCAUGUUACAUUUAACAAGAAAUGUACUUGCUUUCAACUUCGCGUUCAUACUCGCAUGACGACUGCCUCCCUCGUUCUGCAGUCGUUUGGUGCGUAGCUUGUGCACUUCUUCAGAAAUUAACACGACAUCCAUAACACAAAAUCGUUUCAGUUACUUAUCGCAGUUCUUUCAUGUGGCGGUUUAUUUUUUAGUCAGACUAAAUUCAAAACCUAUUUUUAAUAUUGAAAUUAAAAUGUUUUUGCAUUAAAGGUAGAAAAAAAUUGCAGUUCCUCUAAAAUCCUACAGGGGGUGCUCUUAAUUAUUUACACAUGGGUACACUUAGCAUCAUGUCAUACGAGCAAAUUAUUUGAGAAAGUUGUUUGGAAUUGUACCAAAAUUUACAGUUGAAUUAAGAUAUUUAUAAAAUCGUGAUAAUUACAGAAUCGCGAUACAAAUCGUAUCGGCACAGAGGUAUCGUGAUAAUAUCGUAUUGGGCGAUCUCUGCUGAUUUUUAUCCCGAAUGCACAGUGAUAAAUAUGCAUGUCGAAAGAGUUAGCGGGAGAAUAAGUACUAUCCACCUUCUCGAGUGUCGCCAGGUUUGUUUACUUGACGUAAUCCUACUGUAUCUGAUUAAACUAUUCAGAGUGCCGCCUAGUUAGUGCCGCCCAUUAGUGUUUCAAAUUAAUGUUAUCUACACAGAAUAGUCCGCACAAAUUCAGCUCUCUGCCUGUGCUGAUUUGUAUUCAUGACCGAACGUAAUCUGGACUGAGAAACUUACCCCAUAGUGUGCGACAAGAAAAGGCUACAAAAUCUAGUGCACAUCCCAGAACCAAAAGUCAAGCCUGCGCCAGGAGUUAGUUUUAAUAGUCUAAAAAAGUCCUGUAUGUACAACAGUACAAUGAUGGGGAUGUUAUUAAUAGUGUUACUUGUGAUGGUACGUCUGUCCUGGAAAAAGAGCUGGCUGGUACUAACAUACAGUACAACACACAAACAGAGGUUUUAGUUUUGGUAUUAAUUAUGGAUUAAAUAUUUCUGCAGAGAUAUUGAUCUAUUUGAAAAAAAUCUGAUUUUUGUUUUUAAGCUUUUUUUUUUUGUUUUUGUUUUUGUCUGUUUUAUAGUAUUCACUCCCGACAGUAUCUUCAGUUCAUUCCUCUUUAUGAGACUAAGAUCUCUUUGGUAGAGAAGUUCACAUGAAAUGUACAGUACAGAAGUAUAACCUUUAUCCUCAAGCAAACCGAAACAGAUAAAUGUUUUUUUCAAGAUAAUUUUUAACUCUUUUUAUUGUUCACAGACAUGCUUAUGAGACAAAAUCCACCGUGUUUAUUCCAAAUAUUAACCGUGUUGAAAAAAGCCUGAGGCGUCUUAGUCUCCCCGUCUUUUUACACACCUUGCAGUCAAUCAUGUCUUGAAUUUAAUUAAUAGACCGUUCUAUUUUCUUUGUUUGUUUGUUUGUUUUAAAUGUACAGUGUGUGUUUCUCUGUGUGUGUGUUUGCAUAUGUGUUUGUGUGUACACUGAUAUGUAAGGGGAAAUGUCUUUCUUGUAGGAGCUUACAGAAAAUGUUAUGAUUUUUAAUUUCUCUUUUUAUAUUUUUAUAAUAAAGAUUUAAUAAAAAUUGCAUUUGUGAACAUGUCCUAUUUAACUAAAUGUAUGUUUAUACUUUAAAUAAAGAUGAAUGCCUGCCUACAUUUUGGCAGAGUGUAUGUAUAUUAUAUCAGAUUCAACAUCGAAAUAAACAAGUCAAGUUUG
Clarias gariepinus (North African catfish) is the source of this 3792-nucleotide messenger RNA. Its product is annotated as metalloproteinase inhibitor 3. The record is from RefSeq and is a predicted model, not a curated record. The transcript has 5 exons. Gene Ontology annotation, molecular function: protease binding; metalloendopeptidase inhibitor activity. Gene Ontology annotation, cellular component: extracellular matrix. Lineage: Eukaryota; Metazoa; Chordata; Actinopteri; Siluriformes; Clariidae. Bases 153 to 791 code for a protein of 212 amino acids. Gene Ontology annotation, biological process: negative regulation of membrane protein ectodomain proteolysis; negative regulation of endopeptidase activity.